AUGGGAGAUACUCAGAACGAAGCGCUGGUUGUGAAUGUCGUGGAGGAUGAUGAUUCGGCUUCCACUGCUGACAGUGGCAUCGGGAAUGCCAUACCCAGAAAUCCAUCGGAUGCAUGGCAACUAUUGAAAGCUGUAGCAAGCCGAGAAGCGGAUCAUCUGCAGGCCAUUGCGAGCGGGAAAAGUCAGGACUACUCUUCGACCCAGUUACCUCCAAGUGGGACCAUUUCCGAACCUCGAGGCUCCAUCAAUGGGAUCCAUGCCGGCAUAUCAAGCUAUCGGCUCGUGCGAGAAGGCUACCUGACCCCCGACCUCAUUCAAAUACUUGUCAGACGAUAUGCCGAACAUUAUCAUCCAUAUCUUCCUUUGGUCCCCCGAAAAUACUUCGAUCCAGCGCAAUUGGACCUCUUUGCCGUCAAUGACAAACACCUCUUGACUGCUGUGCUCACCAUUGCCUCCAAAGACCAGAUCGACCAGCCGAAUGUUCAUAUCUGCUGUUCGCGAUAUAUGCACGACCUCAUCUCCGGGAUUGCGGCUGGCCAUGACUGUGAAGUGGAAGCCGUUGAAGCUCUGCUCUUGCUCGCCGAAUGGGAACCUCAGGGUCUCCGUAACCGGAUCGAAGCUGUGGGAAGAGGCGAGGAAGACCGAUCGGCUUGGAUGCACGUCGGAAUCGCUCUUCGUACCGGCUAUUUCCUGGGCUUGGACCGAACAGCUUUUCGCCAGGAGUCAGCGGAGGAGGCCAAAAUCGAUGGGCGCAAGCGUCUAGCCUGGGCCAACUGCUAUGUUUCGGACCGACUGAUCUCAGUCAGGAUUGGCAAAGCAUUCUGGUCUCGCGGGCCUGGACCCAUGACAGGUCUUUCAUCUCAAGAUUUCCCGUCGCUACAACCUUUCAGUCCCGGGGACGAAGACUACGCCAAAAUCAUGCAAGCUACGCUUGACUUGACACAGCUCUACUCGAAUGUUCACGAUGUCUUGUACUCAGGAAUGCGCACGAGCGGCCAAAUGAUGCUUAUGGGAGACUACGUCAAAUACGUGGACGACUUCAGAAUGGCCAUUGCGCGCUGGAAUACCACCUGGGGAAGUUUGGAGUGUUCGCCACAUAUCAAGAUUACCUUGCAGAUGUCUUACGAAUACCUGUGCCUCUAUACCAACGCUUUUGUAUUCCAAGCGGCGAUAUCUCAGGCAAUUGCCAAUAAGCCCAAGAGCGAUGCCCACCCUCUGAGAGACCAUCUUCGGAGCGUCUUCAGCAAUGUGGGAGCCAUGCCGGAUGCACGCUUCAUAUGGGCCAGUGUUGCCGCUGCCAAAGCAUAUCUGACAUUGCUCAGUACCCAUAUCGAUCCCAGCAGAUGUCUACGGUACAUGCCAUUGAGAUAUUAUCUCUACAGCAUCUACUCUGCGGUAUUUCUGUACAAAGCCCGGUCCUUUGGCGUGAUGACGGACAUGGAAGAACGACAGGUUCGACAGCUGGUCGGACAAGCCAUGGAGGUUCUCAGGAGAGCCUCUGUGUCAGCUCAGGAUCCCGGUUCGCGUUAUGCCCGACUCCUGGAAUUGCUGUGGCUGAAGACCCCGAAAGGCAGUUCUCAUGUGCAACAUCACAUGCAGUCUCCCGCAGCGUCCGAUACUCAAUUGUCGUCGACUGGAAGCGUGCGAGUGGACGCUCAGGGUUACAUGCAGUACAGCCCAGCUAACGACUUUUCAUGGCUCGAUCUUGAGGCGGUCGGAGAAUAUGUCUCUGGCGACCAGAUGCCAGGUAGUGGAAUCAGCCUCCUUGCGCCUAUGGUUGGGUAUGACGCACCGCCCUCGUUCAUGCCUCAGGCGCAGGGCAUGCAAUGGCAACAGCAAAACAGCGGUAUGAACUGGCCAAUAGACGGAUCAGGCAACCUCUUUUUCUAA
Capronia coronata CBS 617.96 is the source of this 1890-nucleotide messenger RNA. RefSeq lists its product as uncharacterized. The transcript has a single exon. Gene Ontology annotation, molecular function: DNA binding; DNA-binding transcription factor activity, RNA polymerase II-specific; zinc ion binding. Gene Ontology annotation, cellular component: nucleus. Gene Ontology annotation, biological process: DNA-templated transcription. Lineage: Eukaryota; Fungi; Ascomycota; Eurotiomycetes; Chaetothyriales; Herpotrichiellaceae. Bases 1 to 1890 code for a protein of 629 amino acids. The record is from RefSeq and is a predicted model, not a curated record.